Molecule: messenger RNA, 1583 nt
Organism: Paraphaeosphaeria sporulosa
Lineage: Eukaryota; Fungi; Ascomycota; Dothideomycetes; Pleosporales; Didymosphaeriaceae
Exons: 1
Coding region: 234-1370 (378 amino acids)
Biological process (GO): intracellular monoatomic cation homeostasis
Cellular component (GO): mitochondrial inner membrane
Molecular function (GO): ribosome binding
Source: RefSeq, a predicted model, not a curated record
ACUCGCACAACAGACAUAGGCGAAAGGAAAAAGGUCCUGCCAUCUAUCAGCGAGCCAAUGGCCGGCAUUGCGAGUCGGAUUUGCUCAUCGAAUGAAUUUUACGAAUGCGGCCUAGCGCAUUCGCGAAGUGUGAUGACAUCGUGUAAAGGAACUAUUACAACGUGAACUGUGUCGCACGUUUCCCACGUCGCUCCUUACCACCCCGUACCCUUCUUGUAUACUACUCUCUCGCUAUGAAACCGCGACCUAUACUGCACUUCACCCCCCCGACGCCGCGAUCAAUCUGCCCAGCAUUCACAGCGCAAUGCCACCGCCCUCUUUCUUACGCGCGCACCGCGCCCUCCUCAAACGAACCACAAUCCUUUAGCCAGCCCAGAGGCAAAUCAAUACACAAUGCCUUUGCUCUCCGCCCGCACAUGCGCUUUGCCUCAACCGCCGCAGUCGCAGCCACCGCCAGCCGCAAGCCCUCCACGUCCAGCCCCUCAAAGUCCACCAAAAUCGCCGUCUCGCCCAGAUCCACCCCCUUCACCGCGCCCGUCCCCCAGGUCCGCGCAAAACUCAACCCGCCCCCCGAAACCUACCCACCGGACCUGCAACUCCCCCCGCGCGGCCCAGAACUCUACGUCAAGUACCUCUAUCGCUGCGGGCGCUCGUACAUCACAUUCUACAAGCAGGGCGUGUCGAACGUGCGGGCGACGCUGAAGCUCGCGAAGACGCUGCGGGCGAAAGCGUCCUCUCAGACUCCGGACAAGGACAAGUGGCACACAGUGCUGACGCGUGCGGAGUGGCAGGUCGUGAACCGCAGCGGCAAUGACCGCCUGCGGCUGCCGGCGUUUGCGGCGCUGCUGGUCGUCUUUGGCGAGUGGCUCCCGCUGCUGGUGGUGUAUCUCACGCCUGUGGUGCCCGAGCCGUGCCGCAUCCCCUACCAGCUCGAGCGCAGUCUGAAGAGCGCGGAGAAGCGAAGGCAGGAGCGGGAGCGCAGGCUGGCGAUCGAUGCGGCGAGGCUCGUGGCGAGGGAUCGGAAGCCCGGGGUUUCUUCACCUGGCGUGAUUAGACCUCAAACGGUGGAUCUGGAGGCGCUGGAUAGGGCGGAUUUGUUCACGCUGUUGAGUCUGGAUGCGAGGUUUGGGGUGCAGCCGCGGGUGUGGGAUUGGCUGUUUUUGACGCCGCCGAAGGCGCUGCUGCGGUGGGGUUUGAAGAGGCGGAUAGGGUACUUGCAGAAGGAUGAUGAGGCGAUAAGAAGGGAUGGCGGGUUCCAGGCGUUGGAGGUGAGGGAGGUGCAGAGGGCGUGUGUGGAGAGGGGUAUCCGGGUAUUGGGGAGGAAAGAGGGCGAGUUGAGAAAGGAGUUGGCGGGGUGGUUUGAGCGGUGAACUGUAUAACAUGGAAGAUGAAGUUCAAAGCCGACGAAAUGGUGUUGAUACAUUGUAUGAUGACGGUUGUAUAUGAGGGUAAAGGACAUAGAUGGGUCGAGUCGAGACUUGUAGAAGUACAUGUACAUAUACACACAUACGUAAUCUCGAUCGGCCCCAGUCGAUCCCACUUCAGCUGGGUUUUGAGCAUAAAUAGAGGUCUCUUCGCGCUGC